Molecule: messenger RNA, 729 nt
Organism: Acanthosepion pharaonis
Lineage: Eukaryota; Metazoa; Mollusca; Cephalopoda; Sepiida; Sepiidae
Source: the annotation of a GenBank genome assembly
AUGUUCAGACUAGGGUGUGGCGAAAAACUUCAUCGGCCCAUAUACAUAACAUUUACACUGCUUUCUCUUUUCUCCACAUUUUCACCCUUACAUUACAACUCCAUCUCUUCAUUCUUUCUUUCUCUUUUCUCUCUUUUCUUUUCAUUCCCCUAUUUCUCUUCCGUUCUCCCGUCUCCCUCUCACUCUGUAUCUCUUUCUUAUCCUCUCGUGCCCGCUUCCUCUGCUAAAUACGGGUCUUUUCGUUCUCCUUCUCUCUCAGGCUUUUCUUUUUUUUUACUCUCCAUCUCUCUCUCUCUCUAUCUAUCUAUCUUAAACUCGACCUUUCUCUCUACACAUAUUCUUAAUCGUUCUUUCUUCUUUACUCUCCAUCUCCUUCUCUCUCUCUCUCUCUCUCUCUCUCUCUCUCUCUCUCUCUUUAUCUCGACCUUUCUCGUCUUCUUCCUCUUUCCCUCUCUAUCUGGAACACCUAAAAUCCUUCUCUUUCUUUCUUUCUUUCUUUCUUUCUUUCUUCUUAGCCCAUACAUAUUCUUAAUCGUUCUUUCUCUUUUACUCUCCAUCUCCUUCUUUCUCUCUCUCUAUCUCUUUUGCUUGAACAUAGACAAUCUAUCUUUCUUUCUCUCUCCCUCUCUCUUAAAUAUACGCAUCCUCUCUUCAUUUUUCAUUCUCACUGAAUGUCUUCAUCUUCCCCAUUUAGAAAACACUCAGACAGCCUCUCAACAAACGGCAUAA